AUGGCAAAUUCACCCAUGGGCACCGAAAUUCUCGUACAUAUCAGUGCUCCCUGUGCAGCAAUCGACGACAAGAGAUAUAGAGCACUCGCACAGUCCUACAUAGACUACCAGCCGACAAAAGCACGCCAGCUCGGUCCAUUACUCGACCCAGUGUCAAAUAUUGGAUUCAGUGGCGCAUCUAGCGGCUACGACAGACAUUCCCAGGUGUAUCCGCACACAUUCGAGCAAUAUGAUAGUGCAAGCCUAGGAAAUGAGGCAACGCCUUCUCCCUCUUUCAGAAGCGAAAUGGACAACCUCGACUCCCCUCGACUACCUGUUGUACCGCGAAGUACACCACGAGAAUACCAAGCACUUCAACAUCAGGCCGGAUACUCACCCUCGCGAGCAAAACCUAGGCGGUUGCUAGGGCCUGGAUUCUCAUCUCCAUCCAGCCCCUGGGUACCCGCCUCUCACCAAUUCGGGCAUUCGUCGGAUUCUUCGGCGCCGGGCUUCACUGAAGCUCGCAUGCGGCAGUCCCAAAGGGCUACCGAAGAACAACUGCCUAGUUCCGUCGGCACCAGCGAAAACAGCACCACGAUAUGCUCGCCAGGAGUCGUGAUCCCUUGCACACCUCUGUCCACCCAACGACACAUGGUGCAAAAGCAGAAGAGAGAGGGGAACAAUUUGCACCACCGUCUCAUAAGCUCCGACAAUGUCAUCAUCGACGUUACCAUGUCGACCAUCCAGGAAACUCCCAUUGCGUUGUCUUCAAAUCGGAAUGAUCGUGCGAGCGAUGAUCCAACCCUCUUCGUCAGGACGGAACCGAAAAAGCUACGCGAGGAGCAAGCAGGAAAUGCACACAUGUCUCACCUCUUGCGAUCAAACGCACCUCAUUUCGCCGACUACGACAAAGUCGUUGUCGUCGACUUCCUGCCUCAGCACGGGUACACGUACGAAAGCCUAGAAGUGUUCUCGUCUGAGCCUCCCGUCGCCGUAACGCCUUUCCCUUCCAGCCCAGAGCACUUGAUCACACCUCAACUUAAAAAGCUCGCUCGCGACCUCGAUCUUUCGAAGAGAUUCAGACCUCGGCGGCAGCAGAAACGAGAUCUGCAUCCUUUUGAGCGGGAAUGCUGGCUGCUGGACACAACAGCACUUGAUGAUAGGUUGAAGAGGGAUGCUUGGGCUUUCCUUACCAAUUACAUUGCGACGGGUGUGGCGGGCUGGGGAGUUUGGUGUCGGCGGAACGCCGAGUACACAUGGAUUCGGAUCUACUGUUGGGGAUACAUCGCUCCUCACAUAUACUUCCUGCUGUACCUGGCCACUCGACGGCGGAUACUGUACAUUUGGAGCGUAUGGGUCGAUGGCGAGGGGGAUAGAGUGAUCACCAUGCGGAUCAGAGGCUUGUGA
Molecule: messenger RNA, 1386 nt
Organism: Anthostomella pinea
Lineage: Eukaryota; Fungi; Ascomycota; Sordariomycetes; Xylariales; Xylariaceae
Source: the annotation of a GenBank genome assembly